CGCCAAGCGAAGGAGCGAAGCUAGACUCUUCCGGGAGAGGGCGGUCCGUGGCUUGAUUCGAGUCUUGGUCGCUGCCGGGAAAGAUGAAUUUCAUACAUACUAAAGCAUUUUUAAGCCCCCUAAGUGGUUUCUUGAUUUUGCCACCCCGAACCCAAGAAGAGAGAAGCAAAACCUUCAGUUGCAGUUUAGAUGACCUUCCACGCUUGUAUGUCAUUGGCAAUAUACAAAAUGUGAAUAGAAAAAUAUCUACGUUAGAAUUGGGACUGAGAAGAUAUGACAGUAGUGAUGUGGUGAUUGAGGAUAUGAUGCACAGGAAAUAUCCAGGGUUGAGGAGUCCUAGAAAAGGAAGACGUAUAAGCAGGGGGAAAGAGAAGGAUCAGGCCAUGACACACAAGUAUGGAAGACUUGGUUCGGAUGCAGAAACUCUACAAAAUAAAAAAAAAAUAGCUCACAAAAAGAUGAUCACAGAAAAGAAUAAACUUGUAGAGUUGUAUCAUUACCCAGGAUAUCAUGAAGAGGAACUCACACCACUGCCCAACGGAAUAGACCUGAAUGAAAUUUUGGAGAAAGUGAUUCGUGCUCAGAGUAAAACUGUAGUUGGGAAGACGAAAUGGGCUGUGAAAAUGCUGCAUAGGUUUUUUGACACUCCAUGUUCCCGAGCUGUUUUGCUGGAUAGUUUCUGGUGGCAAUUCCUGCACUUGUAUCAUCCAAAUCAAGAAAUUCAGGGGCACUUGUUUGAACGCAUUGCAGAAAAUUAUGCCCUCAUUCUAUUAGGUGACCACAGGGCUUCCAACCAGGAAUGCAUCCUCAAGUUUUUUCCAUCACUACUGAGUCAAGCUGUGUACGUCUCCUUCUGCUCCUGUUUCCCGAGGUCCUGGUUUAAUACUUCUGAAUUCAAGACGCAGCUCUGUAAUGUAUUCUUUGAGUGGCUGGGAGGUACACGGCAUGAACCAAGAAGUUUCUAUAAAUGGGAUUACUCCCAACUGGAACCAGAACGGUCAAGGAGAGAAGAUCUGAUGUCAAGAAAGAAAAAAAUAGGCAUGGGUAUAUCGUUUGAGAGCUACAAGCAAUACAGUUCUAUAGGAAAGACUCGUUUGCAGAAGAUUCCAUCAAGGAAAACAAUUACCAAAUCUACAAAAAAAGGCAAAAAAACUGUACCUGGGAAAAAAGAUCAAAAGCAGCCUUCCAAAAAAGUUACCAAGUUGGAAAGUGAAGAAAUAAAGCAAAGUACAUCAAUUAUUGACCAACUUAAAGAGGAUAAUGAGAAAGCUGCAUGGAGCAAACACCAGAACUUACCCAAAAAGAAACUAAAGAUAGCUAAACUUCCUCGAGAGUCACACCCUGCUUGCCCUGGUCCCGACUUUACGUGGCAUCGCUUCAAUAUUAGUGGUAAUAGUCCACUAAUUCAACAUUACUUCCAGAAACGUGGUAUUGAAUCAAAAUCAGGAUGUGACAUCUUUCUUUCUAGGAGAGAGAUAGACAAAUCAAUGCCUGAUUCUGCCAAAACAUAUGCAGAACUGAUCAAGGAAGGUUUUCAUACCGUCCAUCAGAAGCACAAAGCCUUCAGAAAAUAUUAUUGGCAGCAAUACAAAGAAAUGAGGAAAUUUGAUGAACAGAACAAAUGUAAUCAGGAACUUUACAGAGAAGCUAUAAAAGAAGAGAUGAAAAAGAGAAAGGCACAAAAGCAAAAAGAAAUGCUUUCUUUCAGGGAACGGCAGAAUAGCUCAGAACCUUCAUCCCUGUUUUCAAGAGAUUCAUCCGGGAAACGCCAUAGUUAACCUAGAUCUCUCCUUUUGAACUGACAUUGGUUGAAUUCAGUGGAAGCAUGUUACAGGAUGACAAUUUAAAUAAAAUUAAAGAACCUAACUUUGGUACUAAAUGUAAACGUAUUGCUAAUUAGAAAUAAAUGAGUGGUACUACAUUAAGGGGGAAGAAUAUGAUUAUGUUUUGGGAAUGUUACUGGAUAUAAUUUCUUUUAUUACUUUUAAAUAUGAUAUGUAUAAUUCUUUCCCAUUACGUUUGAUUUUAUUGUUAUAUCGGUUUCAUUCUUGUCCAGUUUAAAAAUAUACUUACCCUAAAUUGGAUUAUCUGCAGCUUUAGGCAAUACUUCUUUUCUUUAGAGUUAUAUCUAAGUUUGGAAUGUUUAAUUUGUUAACUGAACUCUACAUUUUAGCUCCUAGUGAAACUAAUGUGCAAGGUGUUAUUUUUCUUUGUUCUUCCAUAUUAGCCCCAGUAAAUGAAGUUUAAAAGAGCAUCUCUUUUUAAAGAUUAUUUCCAAAUAUUAAAAAUUGUAUUAUAGCAGUAUAUCUAUAAUAAUUUGUAAUUAUGUUCUAAUUUAAUUAUAUUGUAAUUAAAUCAUGACAACAAUAGAUAUGGAUUAUAAAUAUAUAUAAUUAAGAGAAAUUAUUUCUAUUCUAUUUGUCAGAAUAUAAUAUUUUAUUAGAUUCUGAGGACUACCUUUCCAGGAGGAUAUUCCUAAACUGGAGCAUGUACAGAGGAGAGCAACCAAGAUAAUUAGUGGCCUAGAAGUUUACAUUUGUGAGGGAAAACUGGGGAGACAUGAUAGGUCUCCUCAAGUGUCUGAAGGGCUGCAAUUCUGUCCAGCAGAAUUGAUUAAGUUGUUCCUGAAGAUAUGCCAAGAAAAAUUGAGCUUAAAGAAGGUAGAUUUUAGUUGCUCACAAGGUUUAAACAAAUCCUAAUAGUAAAAGCUGUUCUGUUCUGCUCUUAAUUGUUAGGAAGCUUUUCCUUAAAUCAGUUAUUCUGUGUCCUUUGGAAUGGUAUGUCAGUAUUUCCCAAUCAUGGCAAUUUACUGUGGAAUUCUGGGAGUUGAAGUCCACACAUAGUAAAAUGGUGAAAUUAAAAAACAAACAAACACGCUGUCUGAGAAGCGAAUUUCUUUUUCCCCAGCUGUAAAUUUUGCCUCCAAAGUCUAUGUCUGAGCUACAGGCCAAUCUGGUUCAACGGGUUAAAUUCAGCUGCAUAUCAAGCAAGGCCUGAGCAGCAUUUUGAAGGGAAAUCGGCAUCUCUGUCCCUAAGGCUGCAGAUUAUUCCCCACCCCCCAGGUUUUCUCUCCCAAUCCAAUUUACUUCCAAAAUUACUAAAAUGUUACUAACAAGUUGGCAUGAAAGUGACAUGAGGAGAGAACUGAGAGGAAAUAAACGUCAUGGCUCAUGGGCCUAAUUUACCUCAGAGCCUAGCUUUACCCAUCUCAUUUGCCUCAUAGCAGAAUGUCUGGUGAGGAAGCAAUAGAGGUGUGAGGAGGGGGAACCUGGCAUGCCAUUCUGAGCUCCUUUGUGAUUAAAAAAAAUGUAACUUUUAAACGGAAGCUAAAGGAAGGCGCCCUUUGUGAGCUUUACACUUCCAACUUUAAUUCUGAGGCAAGACCCUCCAAUAAGAGUUGGCAUCCAUAGAGAAAAUCUGUAUUAAAAUGUGUUCUAGAAGGAUGAGGAUCACAUAUAACUUUUAUACCAGGGUGUUGUUUUUUUCAGUUGCACUUUAAACAAUAUAUUAUUUCUAUAUUUAUUAGGUUUUAUUAAUUUAUUGCAGAUUUAGACAGAAAAAUGUAGCCUAUGAUGGAAAUGAACAACAUUUUUAUGUGUAUAUGAUAUACAAUUAUAUAAUAGAUAUAUUGCAUUAUUAUCUAUGUAUAUACCAGUGGUGGGUUUCAAAAUUUUUUGGAACCUCUUCUGUAGGUGUGGCCUGCU
Messenger RNA from Thamnophis sirtalis, 3704 nucleotides. It is a transcript of the gene FAM227A, whose product is annotated as family with sequence similarity 227 member A. Lineage: Eukaryota; Metazoa; Chordata; Lepidosauria; Squamata; Natricidae. The record is from RefSeq and is a predicted model, not a curated record.